Molecule: messenger RNA, 2101 nt
Organism: Hylaeus volcanicus
Lineage: Eukaryota; Metazoa; Arthropoda; Insecta; Hymenoptera; Colletidae
Gene: Ndf
Product: cytokine-like nuclear factor N-PAC
Exons: 10
Coding region: 45-1556 (503 amino acids)
Molecular function (GO): oxidoreductase activity, acting on the CH-OH group of donors, NAD or NADP as acceptor; NADP binding; NAD binding
Source: RefSeq, a predicted model, not a curated record
AGUCAGUUGCUUGCCGAUCGUGAAGCAAGUACGAGGGUUUUAUUAUGUCGGAGGUUUUCAAACUGGGUGAUCUAGUAUGGGCGAAGAUGAAGGGAUUUUCUCCUUGGCCUGGUCGGGUGUCUAAUCCUUCAAAGGACUUAAAGAAACCAACAAAUACUAAGAAGGGACCAGUUCAAUGUAUUUUCUUCUUUGGAACAAAUAAUUACGCAUGGAUAGAGGAGUCCAAUCUAAAGCCAUAUCUAGAGUACAAAGAUACCCUUGUAAAAUCUAGUAAAUCUGGUGCAUUUAAAGAUGCGGUAGAAGCAAUAGAGGAAUUUAUUGCUAACGGAGAGGUAUUUGAAGAUGGCUUAGACCCAGAUUCCUUAUUCGACAGACUUAAAGAAGUAGGUUUAUCAGAGAAGAAGAAUAUAGUGAAAACAUCCAAGCCUCGUAAGGAAACACUAAAAACUAAAAGAUUGGACACCAAUGGGAGCAAUGUUCGUCGUCCAGCCAAAAAGCUACGUGGGGAAUCAAGUACAAGUAACAAUUAUAGGGUUGGCAGUGUUAGUCCUCCGGUACACCAUUCUACUCCUUUCAGAAAAUCAGGGUCGACGCUCCUGAAUAGGCCCGCAAAUAUUGCUAGACCUGUAACACCUCCAUUAGACGUGGAAACAUUAUCGCAAACUCUUAAAGAGAAAAACAUCCUUCCGUCGACCUUGAAAUUUGGGUUCCUUGGUUUGGGUAUCAUGGGUAGCGGCAUCGUAAAAAAUCUGAUCAACAGCGGACACAGCGUAAUUGUGUGGAAUCGAACACAAGAAAAGUGUGCAGAUUUUGUAAAAGCAGGAGCAGAAGAGGGUUUAACGCCAUCCGAUGUUGUGCUCGCUGCUGACAUUACGUUCUCUUGUGUGGCUGAUCCACAAGCUGCCAAAGACAUGGUCUUUGGAAAUUGCGGAGUUCUUACGGAAAUAUCUCCAGAGAAAGGUUACGUGGAGAUGACCGGUAUAGACGCGGAAACGUCGCAGGACAUCGCCGAGGCAAUAACCGCAAAGGGAGGUCGUUAUUUGGAGGCUCAGGUACAAGGCAGCAAAACAGAGGCGCAAGAGGGUACUCUAGUGAUCCUCGCGGCUGGUGAUCGUGCCCUAUUCGACGAGUGUCAGUCUUGUUUCGAGGCGAUGGGCAAAAACAGUUUUUAUCUCGGCGGGGUCGGCAAUGCUUCCAAAAUGAACCUCGUGCUUCAGCUAAUGGCGGGUGUGACUCUUGCUGGUUUAGCCGAGAGCAUGGCACUAGCAGAUCGUGCCGGUAUUCGGCAGAAAGACGUACUAGAAGUUUUGGAGUUGACAUCGUUGGCUUGUCCCGCGAUUCUUGACAAAGGGAAAGCCAUUAUCGAGGGUGGGUUUCCAACGCAGUUACCACUGCAACACAUGCAAAAAGACUUGAGACUCUCUUUAGGUAUGAGCGAUCAAUUGGAGCAACCGUUACCAUUAGCUGCAGCAGCGAACGAAGUUUACAAGCACGCUAAACGUCUUGGUUACGGCGAACACGAUUCCUCCGCUGUUUACAUCAGAGCCAGAUUCUAACGGAGCAUGCAUCGUCGAGCUUUCGCUAUACCAUAUUUAUUGCAAUAUCUAGCGUUUCCUGUCGCAACCAGAGAAAAGUAGUGCGCUGUUUGUCGAGGAAAUAGUGGAACUAUCGAUUGCUAAAAGGUAGCUCUGCGACACUUGUUAAUACAUCGUGAAUUUGUCGAGGUGUAAAAUAAGUUCUGUUAUUGCUGUAGCUGGAACCAAAUUCGAUAUAUUUGAAUGCAUAUACAGUGAAUUUUAUGUACAGGUCCUUGUCGCUCGGUUUAACCAAUACAAUUGUGCGUAUGAAAUAUCGAUAUACUUGUACGUUUUUUUUUUGUUUUUUUUUUACACAUUUUUUGUCAAGAUGUCUCUUUUUGCGCAUAUAUGACUUUUCGUUUUCUAUUAAUACACGGCAACUACUUUUCUCGAUCACAGCAUACGUCAUGAUAUAGUCGAUUUCUCGAGUCACUCGAUUCGUACUCGUUCAAUUACCGAUUUUAGACCGUUGAUAUCUUUUUAUGAUAAAUAUUAUGGGAUAAAUAUAUGGAUUGUAUAACGAU